Molecule: messenger RNA, 3357 nt
Organism: Hemicordylus capensis (graceful crag lizard)
Lineage: Eukaryota; Metazoa; Chordata; Lepidosauria; Squamata; Cordylidae
Gene: ZNF692
Product: zinc finger protein 692
Exons: 12
Coding region: 153-1892 (579 amino acids)
Biological process (GO): regulation of transcription by RNA polymerase II
Cellular component (GO): chromosome; nucleus; kinetochore
Molecular function (GO): chromatin insulator sequence binding
Source: RefSeq, a predicted model, not a curated record
GGCCACGGUGCCUGGGGUGGGCCCCCCUCUCUACAGCACUAGGGGCUCCGCAGGUAUAAGGAGCUGUCCGCACCAGCGAGGAUGGAAUCAUUAUCGGCGAGAAGUCUUAUGCCUCAGAUAGAAGCCUGAACGAAACGUGGGGCAGCUUUGAGAUGAUGGAUCAUGGGCGCCAGGGCCGCCAGCGGACCUCUGAAACCAUUCGCAAACAAAAACGGAAGGAACUGGACGCCCGGCGCAGCAAGUGCCGCAUCCGUAUUGGCAGUCACCUGGAGCAAUGGUGCCAGCUUAAGGAACAACUGGGGUUUUCCUUGCACUCCCAGCUUGCCAAGUACCUACUCGACAGAUACAGCUCCCAAGGCUGCACACUGAAAGCAGGACAGGAUAGUUCCAAUGUUGUCCCCAACCCCUUUCCCGCCGAUGCUCUGCAAAACCUUGUUGUCCUUUCCCACAAUCACAGCCAGGAAUGUGGCUUCAUCCCUGACGUGAAGUCCUCCUUGCUGGAGCAGAAGGGAGUCCCAGGCAGCAUGGUAUGGGAGUGCCUGGCUGGUCACACCUUCUCUUGGAGCCCCCCCACCCCACAGACCUGCACGCCGCCCACGCCGCCCCCCCACAAGGCAGCCUCCCGGUGCGGAGAGGAGAAAGCCGUGAGUGCCCAGCCCAGCCCCCCACCUUCCCCCAUCAUCAGACGCCGGCGCUCCCUCCGCAGGGCAGCAGCCGCCCAUGCCUUUUCCUUAGCGCUUGCUUCCGACUCACCAUGUCCAGUGGACGAGGCGGAGCCGCCUGCCCGAGAGGAUGGGGAGGGCAGUGCGGAGAGAGAGAGAACCGCAUGCAUGUCUCCCGCCGGCAGCGGAACGGGCCUAUGCGAGGAGGCAGAGUUGCUGAGUGGCAACGACACGCAGACAGCACCCUCAGAUGAGAUUCCAGGUAGCACAGAAAUUCUGGGGCCUGAAAGCACUUUGCUCCCACCAGAGGGGAAGCCUGAAGUAGUGCCUGACCAAGCAGAAGAAGAAGAGGGAGAGGAUUUGGCAGAGGAAGACAACCUGGCAUAUACAGAUGACCUGCGAGAUGAGACUUAUCAACCUUCCCUCGACAGGGAUGGCAAACUGCAAAGAUACCAGAAUCUGGUCAAGUGCUGCAAGAGGUCUGCGAAAGAGGAUCAGCCACCUAGUGAAAUAUGCCCCACUGACCACAGCCCUUCUGAGGAGAAAGGUGGUGGAGCAGGCUGCAAGAAGCGGGCACAGGCUGCAGAUGAAGAUGUAGCCCAGAUUGGCCCAAAAAGAAUCAGGAAGGCAGCCAAGCGAGAAAUCCUCCUCUGCGAUUAUGAUGGCUGUGGGAAGAUUUUCUCCAACCGCCAAUACCUGAACCACCACAAGAAGUAUCAGCACGUUCACCAGAAAACAUUCACCUGUUCUGAUCCCACCUGUGGCAAGUCCUUCAACUUCAAGAAACACCUCAAGGAGCAUGAGAAACUGCACAGUGACAAAAGAGACUACAUCUGUGAGUUCUGUGCCCGCUCCUUCCGAACUAGUAGCAACUUAAUCAUCCACAGGCGAAUCCACACUGGAGAGAAACCCUUACAGUGCGAGAUCUGUGGCUUCACCUGUCGCCAGAAGGCCUCUUUGAACUGGCACAUGAAGAAGCACGACGCCGACACCUUCUAUCAGUUCUCCUGUGACCUCUGCGGCAAGAAGUUUGAGAAGAAAGACAACGUCACUGCUCACAAGAGCAAGAGCCACCCUGAGACAGCCACUGGGCCUCCUCAGCCUGCACAGGAUCUUCCAGCCCUGAGCCAUCCAGUUUCUAUGGAGCCGCUGGAAAACCCCACUGAAAACCAGCCCAGAGAAAAGGGGGUGGAGGAAUCUGCCCUUGUCAUGGCGAUCACUAUAGAGUAAUGAACCACAUCCUUGGAGAACAACGGCAGGGAGGAUUCCUGGCAAACCCUGUUGGUGACAGAAAUGGGCCCUGAGGGUUUGUUCCCAGUUUCAUAGCACCAAGAAGGAUGCCCAGUUUCAUAGCACCAAGAAGGAUGCAAGUCUGAGACAUCCAGGGGCUGGAAGGACUCGAACCCAUGAGGUGAUGGCCCACAAACCACAUUCCUUUGGCACAGUUCUGUGUUGGCUCAGCUCCAGUAACAGGAGGACAGUCCUGGGCUCGGCCUUGCCAAGCUACAGGAUAUCUGAGACUGGUAGCCAAUUGGAAGCCUUAGCAUUGUGACACUUGGCUCCCAGACCUCUCUUUAGACUCCAAAUAUGAGGGAGGUUGCUGGCGGAGACAUGCACAUACCUCCCUGGCUCUUACCCCACGUUGUUGGUAGCUCUGGGUUUAACUUGUCUUGCUUGACAGUAUUGGAGGACAUGACACAUGUCUUGGUGUUUCUGGGUUUUUAAGCUUUCCCUUUGGGAACCUUCAGUAAUGCCACUGCCCCACACUGUCCCAUGCUUUCUCCUUUCCUCCAUUCUUCCACCUACUGUCUAACCAGGAUAUCUGUGUUUUGUCUCAGGUAUGUUUGGGAAAGGUGCAACCUUUCCCCCUCCAGACUCAUAGAAGCUCAGCCUGUUAGAGGUUGAAUGCCCAGGAUUUUGAUGAGGCAGCCGUUUUAGGAUGGAAGGGGAGCUUUUGCUUGCUUUUGGCAGGGUUGUUUUCCUUCUGUGAUUCAAGGUGUGCAGAAAGCUUUUUAAUUUAUUUAUUUUUAAGCAAGUUGCUUACCUUCAUUUAUUUUAAAGGCAGCACCUGAGAUUUCGGUGUUUGGUUGUUUGUGCAGCAACCUGGCUCUUGCUCAGAUCCCCUGAUUGAGACUUGGGGCAUUGACACACCCUAGUAUCCUGACAUAUGUAUGGUCUUCUGCCUGUUGCUGCUCUGACCCCCUGUACAAUACAUUUGCCUUCAGUGCGUAUCACAAAGGAUAACUUGUCUAGGCCGAAGCACUUCAUGAACUGGAGGGCCCAGCACACUUCCCCCCACCCCCUUCUCUCCCCUUUUCAUGCCAUCAAGGUAUUUCUUCUUAGCCAGUAGACUAGAAAUCUCCUGGUGCUACUAGAUGGUUUAGGGUCUACUUCCACAUUGUUAUCCAGAGCAAAUGAACCCCUAAACUCACUUCAGCCUCUGAGUUGCUUAACAUUUUCAAGGAGGGGCAAGUGAAAAAUUGAGCUGACUCACCUGCCCUUUAUCUUGGGUUAAAUAGAUCAUGCAAACAAUAGCAAGGCUAUUCCCGGAAAAUGGAAAGGUGAUUCCAUUUUUUCUUUUUAAAAAUAAUAGUGACUUGUAACUGACCUGGCAGUCAGCAGGGGGCUGGAAUACCUUGGUCAUUUGAUUGGAUAUAUUAUUAUUAUUAUGUAAAUUAAAAAAAUUAUAAGGAAA